GUUCCCCAAAUUUCACCUAAAAAACGAGACAGUAAUCACUUUCUCUGUCUGGUUUACAACACUCGCACUCUCUUCUUCUUACACAGGGUUUCCAUUUUUAGCUCCUUAAAAAAAAACCCAAACAAACAAAGCUUUUGAGGAGAGAGAAAAAUGGGGAGAGGGAAAGUCCAGCUGAAGAGGAUAGAGAACAAGAUCAACAGACAGGUGACGUUUUCGAAGAGAAGGGCUGGAUUGUUGAAGAAAGCUCAUGAGAUCUCUGUCCUCUGCGAUGCAGAAGUAGCUCUCAUCGUGUUUUCACAUAAGGGCAAGCUUUUCGAGUAUUCCACUGAUUCUUCCAUGGACAGGAUCCUGGAGAAGUAUGAAAGAUAUUCAUUUGCAGAAAGACAACUUGUUUCACCUGAGCCACAGUCACCUGCAAAUUGGACCCUAGAGUACAGCAAACUUAGGGCUAGGAUUGAACUCUUGCAAAGAAACCAUAGGCACUACAUGGGCGAAGACCUUGACUCGAUGAGCCUCAAGGAUCUUCAGAAUUUGGAACAACAGCUCGACUCUGCGAUCAAGAACAUUCGAUCUAGAAAAAAUCAACUCUUGUAUGAUUCUAUCUAUGAAUUGCAACAAAAGGAGAAAGCAAUACAAGAGCAAAACAGCAUGCUAGAAAAACAGAUUAAAGAUAAGCAGAAAGAAGCAGUUGCAGUACAGCAGCCCCAUUGCAACUGGGAGCCGCAGCCCGACUGCGGCCACCCCGUGCCCGCGCGACCCCCCGCGCCGUUCUUGAUUCCCCAUCAACUCCCUUGCUUAAACAUUGGCGGCACAGGUGGAUACGACGAAGGCGAAGCGACGGAGGCUUCUAGAAGGAACAACGAGCUUGAUCUAACCCUCGACUCGCUCUAUUCCUGCAAUCUUGGAUGCUUUGCUGCCUGAUGAGUCGAUUUUUCGAUUCGAAUAAUUAAGGGGAAUAAAUAAAUUUAUGUUUAUGAGGGAUUGAUGAUCUAUUUAAUUAGGGUUUGGUACUAUUUAGACAAGUCUCCUAAGUUUAUCGAUUAGUGUAUUUGUCUUAAUGCUUGCA
Messenger RNA from Andrographis paniculata, 1066 nucleotides. Its product is annotated as truncated transcription factor CAULIFLOWER A-like. Gene Ontology annotation, cellular component: nucleus. NCBI's taxonomy places the organism in Eukaryota, Viridiplantae, Streptophyta, Magnoliopsida, Lamiales, Acanthaceae. Gene Ontology annotation, molecular function: protein dimerization activity; DNA-binding transcription factor activity, RNA polymerase II-specific; RNA polymerase II cis-regulatory region sequence-specific DNA binding. The record is from RefSeq and is a predicted model, not a curated record. The coding region runs from base 151 to 921 and encodes 256 amino acids. The transcript has 8 exons. Gene Ontology annotation, biological process: positive regulation of transcription by RNA polymerase II.